AUGGCGUCUCUCUAUAAUCAAGCCCCUUCUGUAUCUGCAGUUUUCUCCCUCGACACAUCAUUUUCUGCAAUCAUGAUGCUUUUCCGUACAAUCUUCAACGACAUUGUGCCUAAGCGAAUCCAAGAUUACAUUACUGGGAAAGUUGUAGACUUCGUCUUCUCAUCUUACCUUCCAUCGAGUUUCACGUUUGUGAUCGAGGAAGAGUGGGACUUUGUCAAGAACACAACUUUCCAUGCGGCCGAAGUUUACUUACCAACGCUUCUAUCUAGACUCUCCAACGGAAAAGUCAUUGUGGGUUUGAGUAAUCUAAAGACUCCAGAGGCUCCGCCGAAACUAGGGAUCCCUAUAGAUACCAAAAUCAAUGAUGAGUUUGAAGGGAUUCAUCUUGAGUGGACUUUACAUUCUGUUGAAACUAAGAAUUUUCCCAACAGGAAACGGUUCUUUCAUCUGACAUGUGAGAAGGAGUUCAGUAAGAAGAUAAUGACAGAAUACUUCACCUACUUGGCUAAAUCGGCUGACAAUAUACUACGCCAAUGCGAGAGUCUCAAGAUCUACACUUACAACAGGCAAUAUUCGUGCUGGUUGUCCACCAUUUUCGAGCACCACACGACCUUCGAUACCCUAGCCAUUGAGUCGCACCUAAAGACCAGCAUACUCGAUGAUCUUGAUGCUUUUUCUCAAGGCAAAGACUUCUCCAAAAGCGUGGGACGUACCUGGAAGCGUGGAUAUCUUCUUUACGGUCCAUCGGGUACCGGAAAAACCUCUAUGGUAGCUGCAAUUUCUAACUACAUGAAGUACGAUAUCUAUGAUAUCCAGCUUCAAAGCGUUAGGGAUGAUGGUGAGUUGCAGAGGACUCUCACCUCUAUCCAGAACCGGUCAAUUCUUCUCAUUGAAGACAUUGAUUGUGUAUUUGAUGCUUCUAGACAGGUGUCUUUGUCUGGUCUGUUGAACUUCGUAGACGGGCUUUGGUCAAGCUGCGGAGAAGAAAGAAUCAUAAUUUUCACAACAAACCACAAGGAGAAGCUCGAUCCAGCGUUGCUAAGGCAAGGAAGAAUGGACAUUCACAUUCACAUUCACAUGGAUUAUUGCACACCCUAUGUGCUCAAGAAGCUUGUCGCUUUGUACCUCAAGAUUGAUGAUCAUGCCCUGUUUGGUCCCAUUAAGAAGCUCGUCCUUAAAGUGAGUGCAACUCCGGCUAAAGUCACACAGCAGCUCAUGGUGACUAAGAAUGCCGACAUUGCACUCAAAGGUCUCCUCCGAUUAUUGGAAAGCAAGACAAUGAAAGAGGAAUAA
Molecule: messenger RNA, 1293 nt
Organism: Eruca vesicaria subsp. sativa (arugula)
Lineage: Eukaryota; Viridiplantae; Streptophyta; Magnoliopsida; Brassicales; Brassicaceae
Source: the annotation of a GenBank genome assembly